AUGACAAAGAAGAGUCAAAUUGCAUCUACUUUAGUGUAUUACUCCUCUAAUUUACGAGGUUUUUGCAGCGGCUAUCAGACAUGCACCAAGAAAAACAUAUCAGGGGUUAGAAUUGAUGAAGAUAAGGUGAAUUGGGGAAGAAGAAGAACAAGUGAAUUGGGGGAGAAGAAGACGAUUUGGGGGAAAGGAGACAAAUUUUGUUUUGGGGUGAAGCUCCCUUCUUUCCACGUCACAUGGUCCAACUUGGCAGAGAUGUCAUUUGUCUUUCGCUAUUCAAUUUCAUUUUCCCCCAAAAUCACUUUACUUUUUAUUUUAUCUUUUCUUUUGAGUCAGAUAUGUGUUGGGUUACACAUAUCAGAUAUGUGUAAAUACUUCCUCCUAAUUUACUAUGUCUUGUGGAAAAAAGUGGAAAAGUAAUAAAGACCAUGAUGUUGCGGUUUUACAUAUUGGCUAAUUAUUUCCAUAGUGUUGCAGUGGUGCACAAGUUGCUUGACCAUCUAGAAAAGAUUCCAGCUUUCAAUCUCAAGUUCACAACGUUAGGGUUCAAUCUCUGCUAUUGAGUCUGCUAUAGGUCGGGAUGACUUGGGAACAUUCCGAUUUCAUUUUCAAGAAUCAACUUUCGAUUCAAUUCCAUAAAUUAUUG
Molecule: messenger RNA, 643 nt
Organism: Spinacia oleracea (spinach)
Lineage: Eukaryota; Viridiplantae; Streptophyta; Magnoliopsida; Caryophyllales; Amaranthaceae
Exons: 3
Coding region: 1-417 (138 amino acids)
Source: RefSeq, a predicted model, not a curated record